Molecule: messenger RNA, 1313 nt
Organism: Theobroma umbraticum
Lineage: Eukaryota; Viridiplantae; Streptophyta; Magnoliopsida; Malvales; Malvaceae
Product: ethylene-responsive transcription factor 5-like
Biological process (GO): ethylene-activated signaling pathway; regulation of DNA-templated transcription
Molecular function (GO): DNA-binding transcription factor activity; DNA binding
Source: RefSeq, a predicted model, not a curated record
CUCACCUUCCACUCUCAAGCAAAAUUUGAAAAUCCUCUCUUCUUCAAUUCAAAUUCAACAAAUUCAAAAAUCCUCGCUUCUUCUUUUUGAGCUCUCUGAAAUUUCUUUAAUUCUUUUGUUCUUUCGAAUUAUUGGGUUAUGGAAACAAGCAGUGAAGUAUCAUGCGCGCUUCAAUAUAUCAAACAAUAUUUGCUUGAUGAAUUUUCUCCCGUGGGAUUGGGAAGUUCUUUUUCCUGUGAAAAUCAAUGGAUAACUGAGGCGAAACCUGAGGUUUCUACCUCUCAAUCUGAGUCUCUUUACUUGCAGACUUCGAGCUCUGAUUCCUCUCUUACAGUAUCCAAUUUUAACUGCCUCGACGAUGAUGAUUUCUUUAAAUUCUCUCCUCAUUUCCCUGGUUUCAAGCCAAACGGAAGUGAUGUUUUCGAAAUCGAGUCGAAACCUCAAAUUGUCGAUCUCAUGACACCCAAGUCCCUCUCUUCGAGCGCCUGUGCUUUCGAAUUUGAAGUAAAACCUCAAAUCGUCGCACUUUCACCGACAAACCCUCAAGCUUCUUUGAAUUCAAGCUCUCAGAAUCGAAAACCGUCGCUAAAAAUCUCGUUACCCAAUAAAGUUGAGUGGAUCCACUUCGGAAAACCGGAUUUAGCUCAGGUAGAGCCCAAGAAUUCAAAUUCCGAAGACAGGAAGCAUUAUAGAGGAGUCCGACAAAGGCCAUGGGGGAAGUUCGCGGCAGAGAUCCGAGAUCCGACCCGAAGAGGGUCUCGGAUCUGGUUAGGAACCUUUGACACGGCUAUUGAUGCCGCAAAGGCUUACGACCGAGCAGCGUUUAAGCUACGUGGCUCCAAAGCGAUUCUCAACUUCCCUCUUGAAGCCGGGAGGUUGGUUGCACGCGACGUGGACGGAGAAAGGAAACGGUGCAGAGACGAUAGCGAAGGAGAAGAGAGACGAGUAAAGGCGGUGAAGAGAGAAAAUGAUGACGUCACAAAGGCGAGAGAUAACGGUGAUGUGCCUUUGACGCCGUCAAAUUGGGCGUCGCUUUUGGAUUGGGAUACUGACGUGAAGGGAAUUUUUAACGUGCCGCCGUUAUCGCCAUACCCGUCGUUAGGGUUUCCCGAAGUCAUGGUUAUAUGACGGGAAGUGUUAGUAUCAAUUGGCGGUUAUUGGAUGACAUGGAUAUUUUAUGAAAGGUGGGGAAAUUUUUUGGGUUGUAUAUAAACUAUAUAUUAUAUUGUUUGAAUUUGUUAUUAGAAUUAGGCAAAGGAUUCUGACUGAAUUCAAUUUCAAUUUACUUAAAUAAAAUGAUUUUGUUUCCACAA